Symbiodinium sp. CCMP2456 is the source of this 1419-nucleotide messenger RNA. NCBI's taxonomy places the organism in Eukaryota, Dinophyceae, Suessiales, Symbiodiniaceae. The record is from the annotation of a GenBank genome assembly.
AUGGCCAGGUCUGUAAAUCGAAUGGUCGAGGAGCCUCCGAAUGAUUGUGGCUGCUUCCAGCAACGCCGACAAGGCCCAGCGGACACCUGGAUGCACGUCGGCCAAGGCAAGGGGUCCUACAACAAGGUCGAAGAGGUUCAGUAUGUGGGCUCCGGCCACGGCAGCUAUGUGCAAGAGCUUGUCACGACCAGCGACGGGAUUCGCUUGCGGCCGGCUUGUGUAGCUUGCUCCAUGCUGCUGUUGUUGAUCACCUUGGUCACGAUCGGUUUCUACUUUGUCGCAGUACAUCGCCAUCCCGGUCCAUUAUCAGACGGCCUUCAUGAUGCAACGCAUCAUAUAGUUUAUGAUUGCUCAAGUGGGGCUGACCACCAUCUGUGGUCACCGGAGCAAAAGGCUUAUUGCUGCUACAAUGCCGGUCGCGGAUGCGGGCACCCGGCGGAACGGUACAAUUGCGACGAUGGAUUCGAUCAAUGGAAAUCUGAAUGGUCACCAGAUCAUCAGCGUUACUGCUGCUAUGCGCACAGAAGAGCUUGCAAGGCCAAGAUUGUUGAGGACGUCAAAUACGUGCCAGUCUACCACACCAGGACGGUGAACAAGUACAUUCGCCAACCGCCACGCUACAUAUACAAGACUCGUUACAAAACAAUCACCAAAAAGAAAUACGUUCCCGUACCAGUACCCACGCCCAGCAAACCAACAGUGAUUGUCAAGCACGUGGUGGACCAUGUGCCUAUUCCUGUCAAUGUCGAGCAUGUUGUGACACAUGUUGCAGCGGCGGAAAAUGCCGUCGGGCACGUGGCGCAUUUUGCACCGGCAUCUCGGCCAUCUCAUCGCACGCAGUCUCCAUUUCCAUAUGAUUGUGAGGCAGGCCACUUCACCAGGCAUGGCUGGUCGCAGUCCAAGAAGCAGUGGUGCUGCUUUCAUUUUCAGAAAGGUUGCCACCUUCUUCAAAGUUGCGAAGCUCCAUGCAUUUUGCCAGGGCAAGCUGGUGGCGAAGGCACCUGCGCCAGUACCACACGCUGGGCCUCCGCAAACAUGUUCGCGGGACGAAGUGAUGCAUGCCAACUGGCGUUUCAUCAGGUUGCAAUGAACUGCCACUUGUGCCAUAGUUGUCAAAUUCACAGCACAGGUUGUGACCUCCAAGAAGGAUUUAAGCUCCCUCAUCCCGUGCACCGGCAUCAAAGGGUCCAUGUGAUCCACCUGCUCCAUGCGCCCAGCACGGGCCGGAUCAGCACAGUAAACGAUGCAAGCCAGGAUCCCCAUGGGACACGGCACCACGAGGUGCCUGAGCAUUUUUCGCAUGCUGUCUCGCAUGCUGCCUUCAGUUGCGACACGACGGACGGGUCGACCUGGUCUGCGGCUGAGGCCCUGUGGUGUUGCAGCCACCGUGGAAUGGGCUGUGCUGACUCCGAAAAGUGA